UGUAUGUAUGUAGCCAUUUUCCUCACAUUUUUCAAAAACCUGAAAACAAUAAUAGUUUAGUGUCAUAUUGCUUUGACGAUGAAUAGUGAAGAAUUUAAACAGUUUGGCAAAGCCAUGAUUGAUUACAUCGCUACUUAUUUGGAUAACAUAAGAAACAGAGAUGUUAUUCCGUCAGUUGAACCGGGUUAUAUGACAAAAUUAGUACCAGAAGAAGCCCCAACUAAAGGAGAAAAUUGGAGAGCUAUAAUGACCGAUUUGGAAAAAGUAAUUAUGCCUGGAAUUACACAUUGGCAUUCUCCUUAUUUUCAUGCUUAUUUUCCAACCGCCAACUCGUAUCCUGCGAUUGUUGGAGAGUUACUAAGUGCCGGUAUCGGCUGCGUUGGAUUUUCAUGGUUUUCAAGUCCUGCUUGCACAGAACUGGAAAUGUUGGUAAUGAACUGGCUUGCAAAGCUCCUCGGUCUUCCAGAUUGUUUUCUAAAUAAAUCUGGAUCUUCCGGAGGUGGAACGAUUCAGGGAUCAGCUAGUGAGACAACAUUUAUCUGUCUCAUUGCGGCGAGAGACAGGACGAUUAAAAGAAUAAAGCAAAAAUUCCCGCACAUGACAGAAUCUGAUAUUAGGGGUCGUCUUGUUGCAUACACGUCAGACCAAGCAAAUUCAUCAGUUGAAAAGGCUGGUCUCAUUGCAGCCAUUCCAAUGAAACAUCUUCCAUCAAACGAAUACGGUAAACUUACCGCAGAGACGCUCCUGGAAGCCGUAGAAAAAGAUGAAAGUAACGGUAUGUUUCCCUGCUAUGUUGUGGCAACUUUGGGAAGCACUGGCACUUGCGCUUUUGAUAAAUUAGAAGAAAUUGGACCAAUUUGUAAGAAAGAAGGUGUGUGGCUUCAUAUCGAUGCUGCGUACGCAGGAACUGCCUUUGUGUGUCCAGAAUAUCGACAUUUGAUGAAAGGCAUCGAAUUCGCGGAUUCCUUCAACUUCAACCCACACAAAUGGAUGCUGGUCAAUUCUGAUUGUUCUGCUAUGUGGUUAAAAGAAUCCCAACCCUUAAUAGAUGCAUUCAAAGUCGAGAGGAUCUAUUUAAGACACAAAUACGAAGGUCUCGUUCCUGACUACAGACACUGGCAAAUCUCUUUAGGGCGUAGAUUUAGAGCGUUGAAGGUGUGGUUCACGUUGAGAAUAUAUGGAACGGACGGGAUCAGAAAUCAUAUACGACAUCAAGCAUCUUUGGCAAAGUAUUUCGAAUAUGUUUUGAAAAAGGACCACAGAUUUGACGUUCCCUUAUCGAACAUGGGCCUUGUACUAUUUAAUCUGCGGGCCGGUGACAAUUCUACACAAAAAUUAUUGAAUCUUUUGACAGAGAGGAAGAAACUCUACUUAAUUCCGUGCCACUUCAUGGGAAAACUUGUUGUAAGAUUUGUUGUGUGUAGCAGAUUUACCACGGCAGCUGAUAUUGAGUUUUCCCUAAGGGAAAUUAUUGCAGUUGCAAAUAAACUACUACUCCCGACCCAAGAAGGUGUGUGGCUUCAUAUCGAUGCUGCGUACGCAGGAACUGCCUUUGUGUGUCAGGGAAUGUCUGAAUAA
This is a messenger RNA of Agrilus planipennis (emerald ash borer), 1578 nucleotides long. Its product is annotated as aromatic-L-amino-acid decarboxylase. Gene Ontology annotation, molecular function: aromatic-L-amino-acid decarboxylase activity; pyridoxal phosphate binding. The record is from RefSeq and is a predicted model, not a curated record. The transcript has 6 exons. Gene Ontology annotation, biological process: amino acid metabolic process; catecholamine metabolic process. Lineage: Eukaryota; Metazoa; Arthropoda; Insecta; Coleoptera; Buprestidae. Bases 79 to 1578 code for a protein of 499 amino acids.